UGCUGGCUGUCUUCAGUAUUAAGUAACAUCAUGCACUCUGAACUAAUAACAGAGCUCCACAACCAACACAGAUCAAAUCUCGCCGCUGAGUUGAAUAUAUCCAACAUGAAUAAAUUGGUAUGGAGUGAAACAAUGGCCGAGCAAGCCCGGAGCAUCCUGUACAGAAUCAGUCGUAACCGUUGGAGACCUUUAGCGAACUUUACGGAAGAAGAGCUCAAUUACAACUUUGGUUGGACUGUGAGUCAGGAGAACCCUAUCGGUACCAUCCUUGCCGCUUGGAAACAGGAGAAACGUGUAUUCAUACGAGAUGAGAAAGCGUGCUCGCCUGUGAAUAGGUGUAGAAACUUUAGACAUAUGAUGAACGCUCAACAAGCAAGUGUGGGAUGUUUUAAUAUAGCCCUGAAUAACACAGCCUAUCACAUCUUAGUGUGCAGUUACCGCGGAAGCAUUCACGAUAUAUUUGAUUUUGAAUAUGGACCAGUUUGUUCAAGCUGUGAAAGUCCCUCCUCAUUCUGUGACAACAAUCUAUGUGCUGCCUGUAGUCAAACAGAACAGCGAACUUGUGAUUGCAGAAAAACAUGCACAGCGGCUAAUUUGACAGCAGGAGUCCUCGACACACUAACAUGCACGUGCGCCUGCCAAUUCAACACUGGCCCAAAUUGCGACAGACCAUGUCAAGACCAGACGUUUAAUGAGGAGUACAACUUUUGUGAACUAGCAACAGCAGACGAUUGCCAAAUGCAGGAAAUGAGACAACAGUGCCCUCUGUCGUGUGGAUUCUGUAACAGAGCUAACUGAUCCACACGGCUAAUGGCAAUGCGAGACAAGACUUUCAAAACAAAUCAAAGGGAAUCUUCUUAUGUUUAUUAAUAUCUAAUAUUAACCCAUUUUUCCCACACCCAUGUUAAACACUACUUUUUAUAUUGCUAAACUACUGAUGUAAUAAAGUGUUAGGUUCCAGACGUCUCUACUCUCUACGCUACUAUUCUUUCCAUAUAGCUCUAGGUUAUAUAUGAAUAAAAUGGCAACAGCCCGCUUUGCUGUUCUUAUAUUGAAAUUAUAAUCAGUGCUAAGAAACAUACAUGAUCUGAUUAUAUAUGACUCAAAUUUUGUUUUAUACUGGUAAUAAAAAAAAAAAAAGACUAGGCCGAAAUGGGCUAGUUAUAAUU
Biomphalaria glabrata is the source of this 1169-nucleotide messenger RNA. Its product is annotated as cysteine-rich venom protein Mr30-like. The record is from RefSeq and is a predicted model, not a curated record. The transcript has 8 exons. The coding region runs from base 31 to 798 and encodes 255 amino acids. Lineage: Eukaryota; Metazoa; Mollusca; Gastropoda; Planorbidae.